This is a messenger RNA of Zeugodacus cucurbitae (melon fly), 1123 nucleotides long. It is a transcript of the gene CycH, whose product is annotated as cyclin-H. Gene Ontology annotation, biological process: regulation of cyclin-dependent protein serine/threonine kinase activity; DNA-templated transcription; regulation of transcription by RNA polymerase II. The transcript has 7 exons. The coding region runs from base 43 to 1026 and encodes 327 amino acids. Gene Ontology annotation, molecular function: cyclin-dependent protein serine/threonine kinase regulator activity. The record is from RefSeq and is a predicted model, not a curated record. Lineage: Eukaryota; Metazoa; Arthropoda; Insecta; Diptera; Tephritidae. Gene Ontology annotation, cellular component: nucleus; transcription factor TFIIK complex.
AGCAUAAAUAACACAAUAAAUAAAUUGUCGCCGGUUAAAGAAAUGUUUCCUUUAAGCUCACAGAAAAAAUAUUGGACUUUUGCAAAUGAACAACAACUUACUGAAUUACGAUUACAACAAAAUGUUAAUUACAUAAAUACACAUGGCGCACAAUUGAAUCAGGAGCAGCGUGAUUCGUUUUUCCUACUGCCUGUCGAGGAACGAGUACUAGUUAAACAAUAUGAAUUGUAUUUAAAUGAUUUCUGUCGUCGUUUCGAACCGCCUAUGCCAAAAUGUGUUGUCGGCACAGCAUUCCAUUAUUUCAAACGUUUCUACCUGAACAACACACCAAUGGAUUACCAUCCUAAGGAGAUACUCGCCACGUGUGUCUAUUUAGCUUGCAAAGUUGAGGAGUUUAAUGUAUCCAUUGGACAAUUUGUUGGUAACAUAAAAGGUGAUCGUAAUAAGGCCAUGGAUAUUAUACUCUCGAAUGAGUUGCUUAUGAUGCAACAACUUAACUACUAUUUGACUGUGCAUAAUCCCUAUAGGCCUGUUGAGGGUUUUCUCAUCGAUAUCAAGACUCGUAGUAAUAUGUCGAAUCCGGAACGUUUGAGACCACACAUAGAUGAAUUUAUAGAAAAGACAUUCUUCACUGACGCAUGUCUGCUGUACGCGCCAUCACAGAUUGCUUUGGCAGCUGUGUUGCAUGCAGCUAGUAAAGAACAGGAGAAUUUGGACAGCUAUGUUACUGAAAAUUUAUUUGUGGCGGCACGUGAUAAAUUGCCCGCGCUCAUUGAGGCCGUUCGUAAAAUACGUUUAAUGGUUAAGGCAUACGAGCUGCCAGCGAAAGAUAAAGUAAGAAUGAUUGAAAAGAAGUUGGAAAAGUGUCGUAAUCAAGAAAAUAAUCCGGACAGUCAAAUAUACAAAGAGCGCAUGCGCAAAAUGCUUUGUGACGAUGACUUGGACCUACCACUAGACUCUUCAUAUCAUGUCGCCGACUCCAGCGCAGAUAUGUCCAUGCUGAAUAUGAGCCAAGAAUCUAUAUGAGUUGAGUUGCUGUUAAGAGUUGUAUUUUUAUUUGCGGUGAACUGUUAUUGUUAAUAAAAAAAAAUAAAGAGUUAAUGUGGAAAGUGACAACCAUCAA